GCACACAACUAACAUAUGUACGCAUUAAUAUAUUCGCUAAAAACUCUUCACUUUUCUCCGUUGUUUACGUUUUGAACUUAAUUUCCUUCCAGAAGAAUUUUUUUUUUCUAGCAUUGAUUCAAUUCGUCUGAUUUAAUCAUUUCUAUCUUUUGGAUAAUUGUAAUUAAUUUUUCAAAUUCAUUUGAUUAUCGUGCGACUGAAUAGUGUUCAGAAAUGUUGGGGUGUAUUGUAUCUGGACGAUUGGUCCAAAUGGAUUUUCAGCAAGUAGACGAAGGAAAAUUUUUACUCAAUAUUCCAGAAGCCGACAAUAUCAAUCACAUUGUGAUUUUUUUAACGGAUGCCAUUCCGGUCGGAUUGGCCGGUGCUGUUUAUUUCAGCUGGCCUGAUCCAGUUGCACCGCCAAGUUGGCAAUUUUUAGGUUAUAUUUCAAAUAAUAAGCCAUCGGCAAUUUUCAAAAUAUCAACGUUGAAAAAGUUGGACGAAAUGGAAACAAAUGGAUUGUCAGCGGCAAUGUCACAGUUUAAUGUGUUUGGUGCACAGCCGAUCUCACAUACCGCACAAAUUGGGGUUUCAAUUGAACCAGAAGCUACUGUCACACAACUCGAACCGGCAACGACCAGCCCAACGAAUUACAUUCAAUUCGGACAGAAGAUGCUUGAGAAUUUCAUAAAUUUUGUGAGCAGUUUUGCCGUGACCCAGGCUCAAAUGGUGCCAAAUCCAACCGAAACAUUUGUUCCACUAUCAACGAUUCAAACAUGGUAUCAAAACUUUGAACGACGACUUCAACAGAACCCAAACUUUUGGAAAUAGUCAUCGAAAUACACCGAUUGUGAUGCAUCAGUUCUUAUUGAUAUUGAAUUAGGAACAUUUUUAAAAAUAACAAAUGCGAUAUGAAUGCAAAACACCAGUUUUAUUUCGCAAACUAUUUGAAUAGGUUUUUUUUUUAAAUUUAUCUAAUGUUAUCGUAUCGCAUUGAAGUAUGCAUGACUAAAAUUAAUUGAAUUGUA
Molecule: messenger RNA, 1007 nt
Organism: Contarinia nasturtii (swede midge)
Lineage: Eukaryota; Metazoa; Arthropoda; Insecta; Diptera; Cecidomyiidae
Product: protein OPI10 homolog
Exons: 4
Coding region: 214-810 (198 amino acids)
Biological process (GO): protein import into nucleus
Cellular component (GO): nucleus; cytosol
Molecular function (GO): Hsp70 protein binding; nuclear import signal receptor activity
Source: RefSeq, a predicted model, not a curated record